Closterium sp. NIES-67 is the source of this 3854-nucleotide messenger RNA. NCBI's taxonomy places the organism in Eukaryota, Viridiplantae, Streptophyta, Zygnematophyceae, Desmidiales, Closteriaceae. The record is from the annotation of a GenBank genome assembly.
ACACUUCCUCAGAAGUCUUUACUGAAUACCUGCACUGGAGGAGACCCCUUUUCCUCUGUUUUCGUAAGUCACUUCCAUCAGAGUCACAUUGCUCCGUCGGUUCCAGCACUGCAUACGCUGAUUUUCUCUGCCAGCAAUGGCGACGCCACGCCUUGGUCGGUGCAAGAUUGGUUCACGCAAAUGCAGAUCUCCAUUAGCAGCUGCUGCCAGCCAACAUUGGCUGCUUUACUUCACUACUAGUUUCUGGCGAUCCAGUCUUCUUCGAGCUGCAGACUCCUACCCUAGCGGCUAUUGCGACUGUACUCUUCGCUCUUGGGAUCCAUGAUCAGACAAGCCAUCCUCAGUCGUUUCGCGCUCGUAAUAUCGACGGACAGAGUCUUCGCAACCCUUCCGUGUCGAAUAAAACGGAUUUUUUUGCAGGCAGACUGACGCAGCCUGAGUUCUGUUUGUGACGCAGUAACCCUUACUCAUAACGCAGCAUUAUAUAACGCCCGGAAACGACAACCCUAACUCGGAAGCUCUCAUUGACCAUCAAUUGAAGAAAAUAAACCCCUUCACGAAACUCCUCAUGAUGGGAAGUGCGACGAGUCGUCGCGUGAUUCGCGGCGGCAAUCUCGAGGGAGGGCUGGCUCCGGCUACUAAAUUUCUCGCACUGCUUCUUCACGUGGGGAUGUCUUGCUGGCAUUUCAGCCCGCACAUGACGGCGGCAAACGCGCAAAUGCUGGACAAUUCACAAGCAUUUGCUUUGGAGCAGAUACUGCUGGAGUGGGGCGUUGAAUCUUUCGGAGGAGCAUCUGGAUGGGAUUGCAAGAACGCCACGUGGCUCUCAUGCACAGCGGAUGGCUUCGUUACUGGCAUGUCCAUCACUGACACGCCCAUCACGGGAUCUCUUCCAGACGCCAUUAGCGCCCUCUCCUACCUCACAGCACUCACCAUCCGCAACACCACCCUUGCCGGGCCCCUCCCUUCCGCACUGCAGUCCCUCUCAGCCCUCCAAUUCCUCUCCAUGCCCUACAACAAGUUCGCUGGCACCAUUCCUGAGUACCUUGGUUCGCUCUCCAAGCUCUCCUUCUUGGAUGUGUUCUCCAACGCCUUUGAAGGGCCCAUCCCAGACACGCUCACUCUCCUCACAGACCUUGCCCUGCUCAAGAUUGGCAACUGGCAUCUCAACGGGUCCAUUCCAGGCGACCUUGGCAACCUCAAGGCACUCACUUUCCUUGAGCUGCAAGGCGCAGAGAUGGACGGGCCAUUCCCAGAUUCCAUCACCAAACUCACCAAUCUGGAGCUCCUCCACUUGGGCCUGACAGGGCUGCACGGCUCCCUACCGGAUGGGAUUGGAGAUCUGACCAAGCUAAGCAAUUUUGGCGUGCAUCGGAACCGUCUCUCUGGACCCAUACCCUCCACUCUCGGCCGAUUGACUGCAGUCGUACGAUUUGAGCUGGACGACAACAGCUUCAACGGAACCAUACCGGCAACUCUUGGCGACCUCACCCUCGUAACCAAAUUCAAUCUGAGUGCCAAUCACCUGACUGGCCCGGUUCCUGAAUCCCUCGCUAACCUCACUCAAGCCACUGUCCUGGACUUUUCCAAGAAUCCCCUCAACGGCUCUCUUCCUCCCUCGCUGGGUGCAUUAAUCAGCGUGGCGAAUAUCUCCCUCUACGGCACCUGGCUCGAGUGCCCCGCCAACCAGCCCUGUGGAGUUGACCAGUCUCCCCACUCCGCUUUCUGCAAGCUCUGCUCCGGCUUCUGCAGACUCUGCAGCUCCUACACUGCCGACGUCUGCAGCACAUUCCCUGUCAACCCCUGCGGUGUCGGUACUUGUGUUUCCGGGGGCAACACCAGCAGCGGCGGCAGCAGCAGCAGCCGAAGUGUCAGAAGCAGCAGCAGAGGUAUAAGGGCCAUAAGCAGCAGCAGCAGCAGCAGUGGCAGCAUAAGGGCCAGCAGUAGCGGUGGUAUCAGGGGCAUCAGCAGUAGUGCUACCCCUGCCUACUACUCAUGCUCCUGCCCUGCAACCACCUCUCCUGGCCUUCUCCCUGAUGGCAACGCCACCUGUGUGCCCAAGACCACCCCCCCCGCACCACCAUCCGCUGCGUCCCCAUCCUCCCCCUCGCCCGCUCUCCCCUCCUCCCCCCCGCCUGCUCUCCCCUCCUCCCCCCCGCCUGCUCUCCCCUCCUCCCCCCUGCCCGCUCUCCCCUCCUCCCCUCCGCCCGCUCUCCCCUCCUCCCCCUCGACCACUCCCCCCUCCUCCCCCUCCCCCUCCCCUCCAUCCUCCCCCUCCCCCUCCCCUCCGUCCUCCCCAUCCCCCUCCCCUCCGUCCUCCCCAUCCCCCUCCCCUCCUACAUCCCCAACUCCUUCCCCUCCUACGCAAGCUCCCCCUUCUUCCUCUCCUCCUCCUCCCUCCUCCUCAUCCUCCUCCCCGCCACUCGGAAUGAUCAUUGGGGUAGCAGUCGGAGGAGGGGCCCUUAUCGUCGCUUGUCUCGCCCUUGUCUUCAUCCUCCUUAAGGGAAGGCCCGCUACAGCACACAAUUCAGCUGUCCCCGGCAUGUUCCGCUGCUACAGCCUGGCAGAGGUGCUACAGGCGACUGACAACUGGGCGAGCUACAACCACCUGGGCAGCGGGGGCUAUGGGGACGUGUACAAGGGGGUGCCGCCCUGCGCUAGGGAGGGGGGAGGAGGUGCGGGGGCUAUUGGGGGAGCAGGGAGGGGAUCAGGGAGGGGAGCAGGAAAGACAGCUGGUGAGGGGGAAGUUGGGAUUACAGUGGAGGCGGGGGAGCCAAAAGUGUGGGCCGUGAAGCGCGCCAAGAUACGCACCAACGACUUCCACAAGGAGGUCCAGCUGAUGGCCAGCAAGCACCACCCGCACCUGGUGCGCCUGCUGGGGUACUGUGAAACGACUGACGCCAAGACACACGAGCAGGAGCAGAUCAUCAUCUACGAGUUCAUGGCAAAUGGCGACCUGGAGCGCGUAUUGAACAACCUCUCGACGAGGCCCAUCAGCCUGCAGCAGCGGCUGGAGAUGAUGAUCGGAGCAGCCAGGGGCCUGGAGUACCUGCACAGCUUCUCCAUGGUGCAUCGGGACGUGAAGCCGGCGAAUAUACUGCUGGAUGGCAACUGGAAGGCCAAGAUUGCUGACUUCGGGCUGACAAAGAUGGGCGAGGGCAAUGCCUACAACCCGCAGGAUUCAACUCGAGUGCUCGGCACCCCGGGAUACGUGGACCCUGUGUAUGGGCGCACGCGCAAGGCCACCCCUGCCAACGAUGUCUUCAGCUUUGGCAUUGUGAUGCUUGAGCUCCUGACGGGCCGCAGAGCCAUCAUGGUGCUCUCUGGCAAUGACGACCCGAUCAACAUAAGCAAAUGGGCUGCCCCGUUAGUGGAGCAAGGCAAUGUGGCUGCCUUCAAGGAUCCGAAUCUCGAUGCUCCUGAUGACGUCGUUCUGCGCCUCGCACUCCUUGCUGUGAAAUGCACUGCCAUGCCGGCCGUGUCCCGGCCUCGAAUGGUGAAGAUAGUUGCGGAUCUUGAAGGGAUCAAGGAGGAGCUGUUUAAGAACGGGACUAUGCUGAUGGAAAACGAGCAUGAAGGACAUGUGCAGUCCUUGACUCAAGUCCUCUCACAGGUGGAGGUGAUUGUGAGUGCAAAUGCCAAAUCUAGUGACGAGUCUACUUGAGGAGCCAGUGGUGAUCGCCAACCUUCAGUUAUUACUCAUGCUAAUGCUACAAUGGUACUUGUUGCCAUUUAUCUGUUGAAGUGGGGAUAUUAUGCUGGGUUGCAGACCUCGUUUGCCCGUCAUGCGGUUUUGAGUUCUUCCAAAAAGGUAUCAUAUUUCUGCUGUGGGGUCAUAGGAGCGAUUAAUGUAA